AUGAAGAAAGCCAACAUGUGGUUCUUGGCGCGGCUUCGGGGGUCAGGGGAGAGGGGAGCUACGGGGGGCGGGGGCGGGGGCGGGGCCGCCGCGGGGCUCCGGCACAGCAACGUGCUCACGCCCGACAAGAUCCCGGACUUCUUCAUCCCCCCCAAGCUGCCCGCCGGCCCCGCGGAGCCGGAGGCGCAGGCUGAGCCGGGGCCCCCGCCCUCGGAGCAGAGCCUGGCCCCUGCCGCGCCCCGCCGCGGCCCCCGGAGCCCCCGGCUGCCCGCCAAGCUGGCCGCCGAGAGCAGGAGCCUGCUGAAGGCGGCCACCAGGCAUGUGAUCCAGAUCGAGAGCGCGGAGGACUGGCCCGCCGAGGAGGCCGCCACCAACGCCGACCCCCAGGCCCGGGGCGCCAUGUCGCUGCCCUCGGUGCCCAAGGCCCAGACGUCCUAUGGCUUCGCCACGCUGGCCGAGAGCCCGCACACACGGCGCAAGGAGUCUCUGUUCCACAGCGAGCACGGCGCUCUGGCCCAGGUGGGCUCCCCGGGCACCCGGCGCCGUCGCGGGGGCGUCAAGGCCGACGGGGCCGAUGGGGCGCCCAGGGAAGCCGGCGGCGCCCUCAUGAGCCCCGGCCGCUGCGUCAGUGGCGGGGAGAGCGACACGGCGUCCUCGGCCGAGUCCUCGCCUUUCGGAUCCCCCCUGCUCUCGCGCUCCGUGUCGCUGCUCAAAGGCUUCGCCCAGGACGGCCAGGCCAAGGUGAGCCAGCUGAAGCACUCGGUGGGCCGCCACGGCUCCCUGUCGGCCGACGACAGCACGCCGGACGCCAGCCCUGGGGCCCGGCGCCGCCGGGCCCGCAGGGCCACCAAGGAGCCCGGCCCCGAGCCCGGCGCGGCGCCCCGCGCGGAGCACGCCGUGCGCAUGGGCCCGCGGGGCAGCGUGCGGCUGCUGGCCGAGUAUGAGGCGGCCCAGGCCCGCCUCCGCGUGCGCCUGCUGGCGGCCGAGGGCCUCUACGACCGGCUGUGCGACGCCCGCAGCAUUAACUGCUGUGUGGGCCUGUGCUUGGUGCCCGGCAAGCUGCAGAAGCAGCGCAGCACCAUCGUCAAGAACAGCCGCCACCCCGUCUUCAACGAGGACUUCUUCUUCGACGGCCUGGGCCCGGCCAGCGUGCGGAAGCUGGCGCUCAGGGUCAAGGUGGUGAACAAGGGCGGCAGCCUCAAGCGGGACACCCUGCUCGGGGAGAAGGAGCUGCCCCUGACCUCUCUGCUUCCCUUCUUGUAA
This is a messenger RNA of Kogia breviceps (pygmy sperm whale), 1263 nucleotides long. The record is from RefSeq and is a predicted model, not a curated record. NCBI's taxonomy places the organism in Eukaryota, Metazoa, Chordata, Mammalia, Artiodactyla, Physeteridae.